CGUUACAAAUACAAUUUUAUCAUUUGCAAUUACGUCAUUUUAAAAUCAUACAUAUAUAUCUUAAAUGAAUGAUCCUACAAAGACGUGCAUGAUCAUUUUUUCAUUAUUUUCAACUCUACGAUGAUACGUAGUUUUUAUUUUAUCAGUUCUGUUAUCAUCUUUACAACGUUUAAUAACGAGUUAUAGUAAGGGGAGCAGAAGGAAGAAGAGGAGAUUAAUAAAGUGGCUUAAUCAUUCUGUUAUGUAAUGAAAGUAAAAGUAGAAGGAGGCUCAUGUCGUAUCAAAAUAAUACGCGAGAUUUAACAAAGAUUGUGCAAUAUCAAUAUUCGUCAGUCAUCUAAUGCAGUCGUGUUUGCGAGCUGUUGAACUUUAUGAAAGCUUUGGUGUCGGUGUUAGGGGUAGUGUCAAGGUCAGGAGGGUGGAGUUGAGAUCAUCGUGGCACCUAUGUUGUGCGGUGAACUCUUGAACGGUGGCUUCGUCAGUGCCGGAGCAUUGCCGGCCCUUCCUAUUGGUCUGUUAGGGCUUUGGUUGCCUGGCUGUCUACGAGCAACCAGCCCUCGUCUCCGCACCUCUCCUUACCUACCCCUUCUUGCCGAGCUUUUGGCGACGGGUCAGUUGGAUCUUCGCGAUUGCCUCAUGGAUUUGGCCAAGAGAAAUCUUCAGACACGCGGCGGCACCACCACCAACACCAACACCACCACCACCACCAUCAAUGGUGUUGCAGACCUCGACCUCGAUCUUCAUGCCGACGAUAUCGAUGAGAAUGUCUUCCUCGAAAAUGGAUUGCUUUCCUUCGAGAAUCCAAAUUAUCAUUUGGAUCCGGCACGGCUCGAUGAUGCAUUGAACAGCAACGGAAAUGGCAGCUCACUCUAUGAUGAAUUAUAUCAAGAAUUAGUUGGGAAUGGAGGCAGGGGUGGAGAGGUCACCGGUGGUGGUGGUGGCGGCGGUGGCGGAGGCGGAGGCGGUGGCGGUGGCGGAGGGGGU
Molecule: messenger RNA, 984 nt
Organism: Polistes dominula (European paper wasp)
Lineage: Eukaryota; Metazoa; Arthropoda; Insecta; Hymenoptera; Vespidae
Product: protein Fe65 homolog
Biological process (GO): regulation of DNA-templated transcription
Cellular component (GO): cytoplasm; nucleus
Molecular function (GO): amyloid-beta binding; transcription factor binding
Source: RefSeq, a predicted model, not a curated record